Molecule: messenger RNA, 447 nt
Organism: Drepanopeziza brunnea f. sp. 'multigermtubi' MB_m1
Lineage: Eukaryota; Fungi; Ascomycota; Leotiomycetes; Helotiales; Drepanopezizaceae
Source: RefSeq, a predicted model, not a curated record
AUGGCCGAGAUGAGAAGGGAAGUGGAAGGCAAGGAGGAGGAGCAGGAGGAGGAAAGCAAGGCUAAGCGUCUAUGGAAAGACGGAAGAGAAAAGAUCAUAGAAAGCCACAGGCGAACGGAAUCAUCGGCCGAGGGAGGAGUCGGAACCCGAGGAGGACUCCAGCUCGGAGAGCGAGAUGUUUCGGCUGAAUACGCUGCGCUGCGCCAAAUCCAUCUCCUAUCUCCUAUCUCCUAUCUCUACCUCCGAGCCGCUGCCGCUGCCGCUGCCGCUGCCGCUGCCGACGACGACAUCCGUCCUCAAUUUGCCACCAUGAUCAGAUCCGAUCCGAUGCACUUUACCGGCCAGAAAUCACAGAUGGGAGAGGCAGCUAGCAGUGCAUCGGGGGUGCGAGUAGGAGAGGAGGAGGAGGAGGAGGAGGAGGAGGAGGAGGUUGGUUGUGUGCGGUAA